AUGACAGGUAUAAUAAAAAAGUUAAAGUCAUUUUUCAUAUAUGGAGUCCCAACAACAACUGCAUCUUCAUCAUCAUUGUCCCAAACAUCUGUUGUCAAUACUUUAAAAAGUUUGUCAGGAUUUUUAAAAGUGAAUUCUGAUCCAAAUGAUCAGUGGAGAAUUAUAAGUGAACUUAGUGAUGGAGCUUUUGGAAAAAUAUACAAGGCCGAGCAUGUCACGUCAAAGAAGUUGGCAGCAUUGAAACAAGUGGACCUGAUUAAUGAUGAAGAUAACAUCACUGAUUACUGUGUUGAGGUGAAGGCCUUGUGUGACAUCAAUCACAUCAAUGUCAUCAAGUUGUACGAAGCCUUCUACUUCAACUCCAAAAUUUGGAUGUUUCUAGAGUAUUGCAAGGUCGGCUCUCUAGAUACAAUAAUGCAGGAACUUGAACGACCAAUGAAUGAAAAGCAAAUUAGGUCAGUUGCCAGACAGCUGUGCUUGGCCUUGACCUACUUACAUGAAACCUGCUUCAUUAUUCACAGAGAUGUGAAAGCUGCUAAUGUUCUGGUCACUGAUGAGGCUUGCAUCAAGUUGGGAGACUUCGGAGUGUCAGCAUUGUGCUCUGCAGCUGACAGUCGGAGGAACUCAUUCAUUGGAUCGCCUUACUGGAUGGCCCCAGAGUUGAUUGAAUGCGAGGUGAGUAGAGAGCACAGUUACGACUGCAAAGUUGACGUUUGGUCGCUAGGAAUCCUGAUGAUCGAGUUGGCCCAACUUGAUCCCCCCUUCAACAAAAUGAAUCCUUCCAGAGUCACAUUGAAAAUCAUCAAAAGUCCCCCUCCUAUACUGGAUAAACCUGGAGAUUGGUCGGACGAUUUCAACAGCUUCGUAGCAUGCUGCCUCCAGAAAGAUCCACACAUCAGGUACAGAUCGUCACAAUUGUUGCAGGUAAGUAAAUGA
Molecule: messenger RNA, 936 nt
Organism: Helobdella robusta
Lineage: Eukaryota; Metazoa; Annelida; Clitellata; Rhynchobdellida; Glossiphoniidae
Exons: 7
Coding region: 1-936 (311 amino acids)
Biological process (GO): protein phosphorylation
Molecular function (GO): ATP binding; protein kinase activity
Source: RefSeq, a predicted model, not a curated record